Paramisgurnus dabryanus is the source of this 1166-nucleotide messenger RNA. RefSeq names its product ankyrin repeat domain 39 (gene ankrd39). The record is from RefSeq and is a predicted model, not a curated record. Gene Ontology annotation, molecular function: ubiquitin-protein transferase activity; protein binding. Gene Ontology annotation, cellular component: BRCA1-BARD1 complex; BRCA1-A complex. Gene Ontology annotation, biological process: protein K6-linked ubiquitination. Lineage: Eukaryota; Metazoa; Chordata; Actinopteri; Cypriniformes; Cobitidae.
UAAAGUUAGUAGCAGGCGGUGUGGUGGUAGUAGCUCGCUACGUCGAGCUCGAUCUUUUUAUUUAUUUAAAUAAUCGCAUGUUUACUUAAUUGAAUCAAAAAGUAUAAUUUGUUAAUCGAUUAUGUCGCUUGUUUAUACCGUUAUGCAGAUUGUCGCAUGUGUUGCGCAUUCUACUUAGUUUAUACAAAAUAAGAGCACGGUUAUUUACAUACACGUGCGCAUAUGUCGACUCUUUACUUUGUAUAUUACACAUUUGUGUUGCUUUAUAUGGCAUUUUAAGAAUGGAUUCGCAUAAAACUCAAUGCACCUGUAGCGCUCAUCACGCGACACCAAGCGUUCAUCAAACCCUGGAUGAGAUGGCUUUUGAAAGAGGUAUUUGGUCAGCUGCGAUGGAUGGCGAUCUUGAGAGAGUCAAAUCGUUUCUUAAAAAAGGGAUUGAUCCAAAUAUAAGGGACCAGGCAAACUACACCGCUUUGCACUAUGCCGGUCGAGCAGGUCACCUGUCAGUGUGCGAGUUACUUCUGGACCAUGGAGCUUGUUUUAACGUCCAGACUCGUGGCGGAGCGACCCCUCUUCAUAGGUCAGCCUACUGUGGUCAUCUCAAAGUGGUGAAACUACUGUUAGACCGUGGUGCUGAUCCACACCUGACUGAUGAUGAUGGAGCCACACCACUUCAUAAGGCUGCUGAGCAGAAGCAUCUUGAGGUUUGCCAGCUGUUGGUGAAGCUUUUUCCAACCUUACAAGGUGUGAAGGAUAAAAGAUCACAGUUACCUUAUGAUCUCUGUCUGGAGCACGACACAUUUUGGGAGUUUUUGAGACCACCGCAAUGACUUGAUGUAACCUACAGUCUGUGAUGUUGUGCCUGUCGGUUCCUCAAAAAGGAAUCAAGAACCUUAUAAAGGUUGUGAAUUUGAAAGGAGGUUUUUAAUGAUCACCUAGAGAAAUUCUAGGAUCAGAUCAGCAAAAGGGCUUGAAGAGAUGGCACAUUUAGAAAGAUGGCGAACGCUUUUAAUGACUUCUAUAUGGAGUGACUGAAAGAACAAGAUACGUAGAUACGAAACAAAAGAAUGACGGUACUAAACAAUUUUAUAGACAAACACAUAUUUUCUAUGAAUGGCAAGUAGCCGUGUAUUCUGAUAAAAUUGAAUAAAGGAGGUGCAAUUGAA